Macrosteles quadrilineatus (aster leafhopper) is the source of this 646-nucleotide messenger RNA. RefSeq lists its product as uncharacterized. The coding region runs from base 1 to 366 and encodes 121 amino acids. The record is from RefSeq and is a predicted model, not a curated record. The transcript has 5 exons. NCBI's taxonomy places the organism in Eukaryota, Metazoa, Arthropoda, Insecta, Hemiptera, Cicadellidae.
AUGUUUACCUCACUGGUGAUUGCAAUUGUUAACCUAAAUGAUCAGUUAACAGCAGAACCAGGGUGUGUAAGAGAUUCAACCGCCGAUGAUACCUGGUGCAGCAUUAUCUUUGGGUGCUUGAAAGUAUUUGUGGCCAUAGGACUACUAUAUGGCGUGUAUACGUACGACAGAACAACCGUACACUUUUACGUCUUUCUACAUGCAACAUUGAUUGCCAGUAAAAUUAUCAUGUUGAUUGUUCUGCUCUUCUACGCAUCCUUCAGCUUUCGUAUUAUCUUGUGUAGUGAAAUAUUUACAAGUAUAUAUGUGGUUGUCGUGGUCUACAGCUUCUACAAGGAAAUGGAAGAACACGAAGCUGAACCGUGACCUUAUCUGUAGGCCUAUACUAUGGAUGGUUUUGAGAUAUUUGGUUGCAUAUUGAUCAUCCUCUACAAUUAUGACCUACAAUAUAAAAUCCACAACUUAUUGAGACCUAAUAAAUCAAAUGUUUUCCUUUCUACACUGAAUCAGAGUAUUAAUAAAGUUUUUGUUAAGUGGUAAUAUUCCACCUUUAAGUGUUUAAAAUGUCUCAUCUUCCAGGAAUUACGUUUUUUGUACAUUUAUAGAUGUAUGUAAAAUGAAAACCACAUUAAAGCCUCAGCAAUUG